AUGCGCGACGUGAGCCUGUUCAUAUCCCGCCUCGCCGCGGACGUGGACCUGGAGGUGCUGCGGGCCCAGGUGGAAGAAAUCGCGGGUGUGGCGGGCUCUACCACCUGCGAACUGCAGCCUCAACGACACUCAAACUACAAGUCCUGUAAGGUAAUUGUGAAAGGAGACCUGGUUGCCCCUGCAGGAACAAAACUCCUUGCAACUAUUGAUAAAGACUUCACUUUCUAUGGAACAUCUCCAGUAGAUCUCUCCACACAAUUACUUACCGGCAGGCCAUACGGUGGAGUUGCUUUUCUUUAUAGAAAAGGUUUAGUGAGCGGGGUCACGCGUGUAGAAACAUCUGACGCAAGGUUGCUGUGCAUUGACAUUAACAUUGUGGGGAAUACUCUGAGAAUAAUAAACUGUUAUUUGCCAUAUAAUAACGGGGUUAACGAUGCCGAAUACGUUCAUUAUCUGGCCAAAAUUCAUAACUUGUUAGACGAUCAUCCUAAUAAUAAUGGUAUAGCUGUUGGUGACUACAAUGCACAUCCCCAUUCUAGAUUUGGUGGUGAACUCUCAGGCUUUUGUAAUGAUUUUAACUAUGCUGUUGGAGAUAUGGUUACACUGCCGAGUGACACGUACACGUGGGUGAGUGACGUAACGGGACACACAAGGUGGCUGGACCACGUCGUGUGUCCCGCGUCGUUACUGCCUCGUCUCAGCAUGCACGUCAGGCAUGAUGUAAUUAGUAGUGAUCACCGUCCCCUGGGGGUCACCGUAGCUGCCCUGGUCACACCCUCUACCGCUAUAACAAUAAAUGAAAGAAAAAUAAUAUAUGCUGUGAAAAACAAAUGUGACUAUUAUAUGAAAACAGAGCAAAUGUUAAAGGGAAUAGAUAUACCAGCGGAUGUGGUUCACUGCAAUAGCACAGUGUGCAAUGAUGUCACGCAUAAAGACGCAUUAUCGGCGUUCAAUAAACGAGUCGUGAAAGCCCUCCUACGGUCGGGCGAGGCGAGGAACUCCUCGAGCGGGAGCCACGUCGUUCCUGGCUGGAACGAGCUCGUGCGGGACCGCCACCGCGAGGCGAGGAGCUGCUACUUGGAGUGGCGCGCCAACGGCCAACCGCGUCGAGGCCCCGUAUACACGCGCAUGGCACGGUCGAGAUUAGAUUUUAAGAGGGCUUUAAAAUAUUUGCUACGGGAAGCGUGGAAAUUAGUAACCUAUGGCGUGAUCACUAUAGAAAAUCUUUUUAACGAUUCGACACACCCUGCCCCUGUAAUUCUGCUACGAAAUGUUAUCGUCGACGCACCGACGGUUACUGUUCGAGAAGUGGAAAACGCCGUCAAAGCUCUCAACACGAGCGGCAGCGCCGGUAGCGACAGCGUCACUCCUGAGCACGUGUCAUGCGCUCACCCGGUCGUUUAUGUCAUGCUCAGCCUUCUCUAUGACAUGUGCAUACGUCACUCAACAUUUCCUGACGAUAUACUCGAAGUGAUAUUAGUACCACUGCUUAAAGAUAAAAACGGCGAUCCAAGCAGUAAGAGUAAUUAUCGUCCGAUUGCCCUCAGCACAGUGUUCUCAAAAAUCCUCGAAUCUAUUUUGUUCAGUCGCUGUUCCGAUAACCUGAGAACAAGCGAUAAUCAGUUCGCAUACAAGCCGAAUCACGGGACUGAUCUGGCCAUCUCCCUGUUGAAAAACGCGACGCUCGAAUACACCCGACGCAACACCCAGGUUUAUGCGUGCUUCUUGGACAUGUCCAAAGCGUUCGAUCGAGUCUCCCAUGCCAUCCUAUUUCGGAAAUUAUUAGAACGGGGCGUCCCCAAAUAUAUCGUGCCCUUACUCCGAGUAUGGUAUAGAAGUCAAAGAAUGAGCGUUAAGUGGGGUUCAUCGACAUCUUCCAGCUUUACUGUCACGUGUGGUGUAAAACAGGGCAGCAUCCUCUCGCCCUAUCUCUUUAAUAUCUAUAUGGACGAACUUUCAGCCAAGCUGAAUAACCACAAAUUAGGAUGCUAUAUCAAUGAUCAACUUGUAAAUCACUUAAUCUAUGCAGAUGACAUUGUUCUCCUUUGCCCCUCACUGUCUGGCCUGCAGACGCUGCUUAAUGAAUCUGCUGAGUACAUAGCAGCUGUUAAGCUCACACUAAACACCGAUAAAACAAGAUGUGCAUUGUUUAACAAAUCACGUUUAAAUAAAACACCCGCGACAGGACUUAGGGUUAAUAACAUGUACAUCCAAUUUGUAAAUGAAGUUGCAUAUCUCGGUUAUGUGGUUACUCAUAAUAAUUCGGAUGAUCGUCACAUAGAGAAGCUAUAUAGAGGAUUGUGUGUUAGAGCCAAUGCAAUAUUCCGAACUUUUAAAAACUGUUCACAUGAUGUUAAGGUACUUCUGUUUAAAAGUUUCUGUACAUCUCUCUACUGUCUGCCGCUUGUGAUGAACUUCAGAGUUUCAGCUUUGAACAGGCUUCGUGUGUGCUAUAAUAACAGCCUGAGAAAGGUGUUCGGCAUUGCCAGCCGUAGUGGCAUCUCUCAUUUUUGUGUUAAUCUCGGCAUCGCCAGCUUUGGCGAGCUGCGUCGUAAGGGUGUUGUUAGCUUGCUGUCCAGAAUAAAGCUCGCAAAUAACAAGUUACUGAAUAGCUUUGUAGACGCUAACUAUCUGCAUACGACUGCCAUGUACUCCAAGUGGAGACCAAUCAUGUACCUUUUUUAA
Molecule: messenger RNA, 2685 nt
Organism: Penaeus vannamei (Pacific white shrimp)
Lineage: Eukaryota; Metazoa; Arthropoda; Malacostraca; Decapoda; Penaeidae
Source: RefSeq, a predicted model, not a curated record